UGGUUCCCUUUUCCAGUAUUGUGGAACUUUCGAGGUAGCGAGUGACAUUUUAUUCGCGCGCUCAACAUGAAACAACUAGCUAGUAUUAUUGUGAUGUUAGCAGCAGUUCGUCUGGCAUGGUGCCAACACAGUUUCACCGAUAUAGAGGACGAUGGUGUUGGUAGAGGGAAACGCGGUAUAGACAGAGUCGGCAGCGGUCUGAUAAAGCGGACGUUUGGUGACGACACCAAGCGUGCAGUGGACAGCCUAGGAAGUGGGUUGUUUAAACGCGGGGAUAGUGUCAUAGACAAGCUGCGCCCAACAGUCGAGUUUCUCAUUUUACAGUCUCUAAUGGAACAAAAUGGACACCAGCAACAGGAAAAACGGAUGUUGGAUAAAGUCGGGAUGGGAUUGAUAAAGAAACGUCUUCUUGAUCGAGUAGGAAUGGGUCUGAUUAAACGGCCUUUAGACCAUUUGGGUACGGGUCUUAUUAAGCGACAACUAGAUCGAGUAGGAAUGGGAUUAAUCAAACGAAUUCCAGAUUACAUAAACCCUAUAAAAGUGAUUGGAACUCCAAAACGAAGCAUAGAUCGACUUGGUGCCGGAUUGAUAAAACGCUUCGACGACGAAAGUGCACCAGAAAAGAGAAUGCUUGACAGAAUGGGAUCAGGCUUAAUCAAGCGUGCUGAUGACAUGGACGAUGGACAUAUUGACGAUAAACGUCUCAUAGAUAAUUUGGGAUCAGGUUUGAUCAAACGUCUGAGUGAAGACGAAAAUAGAAACAACAAGCGAAUGUUGGACAGAAUGGGAUCUGGAUUGAUCAAACGUCUUACUGACGAUGACUCAAAGGAAGAGAAGCGAAUGCUCGAUAGAAUGGGCUCAGGUCUAAUCAAGCGUUUCAAUAACAACGAAAACAAUGAAAUGGACAAACGUUACCUAGAUAGAAUGGGAUCCGGAUUAAUAAAGCGCAUGAAUGACGAUGACGUAGGAAUGAAUAAGCGUUAUAUCGAUAGGAUGGGAUCUGGUCUAAUCAAACGAUCUGAUACCAAAUGAACGGGUAGACAAAAUGAUGUUGGACAAAAUCGUUACUGGCCCUGCACGAUGAGGUCUUGUACAUUUUAUAAAAAUGAUAUCUUCUAUUGCGGUUAUCAUCAACACGCUUUAUAAUUGUUGUUAUUUUCCUACGAAAUUCCAUGUAAUGUCAUUUAUCAUGAGAUAUAUGUUAACUUGGUCGCUUCAUUGAGACGAAAUAUUCAUUUAAUUCUAUUGUUUUUGUACAUAAAAUGAUAUUUUAUAUAAUGUACCUGUGUAUAUAUGAGAUGACUAAUGAUCUUCUUAAUGAAUUACAUGUAUACUGUUUUCUUCUACUGCAUCACAAGAAUAAAGUAUUUAUUACAAAUAA
Pecten maximus is the source of this 1381-nucleotide messenger RNA. Its product is annotated as orcokinin peptides type A-like. The record is from RefSeq and is a predicted model, not a curated record. The coding region runs from base 67 to 1032 and encodes 321 amino acids. Lineage: Eukaryota; Metazoa; Mollusca; Bivalvia; Pectinida; Pectinidae. The transcript is spliced from 2 exons.